GUGGAACCAGCUCCCACUCUGCUGAUCAUGGUCAACAAGACCUUAAAUUACUGGGGUCCCGGUUUCGAGGAGGACGUUAUCAACAUCAACGUGGGGGGGCUGAGAAGGCGGCUCAGCUCCAGCGCCCUCUCCAAGUUCCCUGACACGCGCCUGGGGCGCCUGCUGUCCUGCGACUCGGAGGAGUCCAUCCUGCAGCUCUGCGAUGACUACGACGAGAUCGAGUACUGGGGCAUCAACGAGUUCUUCCUGGACUCCUGCUGCAGCUACCGCUACCACGAGCGCAAGCUGGAGAGCCGGCACCACGCCUGGGACGAGGAGAGCGAGGUGAGCAGCGUGGACACGUCCCCCGACGAGAUCUCGGACAUCAACCACGACCUGCUGCGCUACAGCACGCUGCGCUGCGGCAGCCUGCGCAGGCGCCUCUGGCUCACCAUGGAGAACCCCGGCUACUCCAUCCCCAGCAAGCUCUUCAGCUUCGUGUCCAUCAGCGUGGUGCUGGUUUCCAUAGCCACCAUGUGCAUCCACAGCAUGCCCGAGUACCAGGAGGUGGAUGAGAACGGCAACGUGCUCGAUGAACCCAUCCUGCACAAGCUGGAGUAUUUCUGCAUCUCCUGGUUCACCUUCGAAGUGUCUUCCCGCCUCCUGCUCUCCCCCAGCCCCAGGAAGUUCUUCAAGCACCCACUGAACCUGAUUGACAUUGUCUCGGUGCUGCCUUUCUACUUCACCCUCUUGGUGGACUUGACCGUGGGCAGUGACUCGGAACUGGGCAACCUGGGCAAGGUCGUGCAGGUGUUUCGGCUCAUGAGGAUAUUCCGGGUGCUGAAGCUGGCUCGGCACUCCACUGGGCUGAGGUCCUUGGGGGCCACCUUGAAG
Messenger RNA from Merops nubicus (carmine bee-eater), 873 nucleotides. Its product is annotated as potassium voltage-gated channel subfamily S member 1-like. Gene Ontology annotation, molecular function: delayed rectifier potassium channel activity. The transcript has 2 exons. Gene Ontology annotation, biological process: protein homooligomerization; regulation of delayed rectifier potassium channel activity; potassium ion transmembrane transport. Gene Ontology annotation, cellular component: voltage-gated potassium channel complex; membrane. The annotation marks the transcript as partial. Lineage: Eukaryota; Metazoa; Chordata; Aves; Coraciiformes; Meropidae. The record is from RefSeq and is a predicted model, not a curated record.